Molecule: messenger RNA, 1610 nt
Organism: Theobroma cacao (cacao)
Lineage: Eukaryota; Viridiplantae; Streptophyta; Magnoliopsida; Malvales; Malvaceae
Molecular function (GO): phosphoglycerate dehydrogenase activity; NAD binding
Source: RefSeq, a predicted model, not a curated record
UAAAUAAAGGGUGGAAAUCAGUUCUUUGUCUCUGGUAUCAGUAAUCGCAAAUCAUAAAGCAAAUAAAGCAAAAUUUAUUCAGUAAAAAAAAAUUGAAAAAGCAUUAAAUUUGAAAUGUUCCUCUCCUGUAUUAGAAGGAAGGCUGGCACGGUUGGCGUAAACAGAUAUCUGGUCCACGGUCUCACGUGUUUCACAUCUCCACUUCUUCACAGGUCCUUCAGCGGAGAUAUGUCUUUGAAGGUGGAGAAGAGAGAUGCGGACAACGACAAACCCAUCACUCGUGUUCUCUUUUGUGGACCACAUUUUCCAGCUUCACAGAAUUAUACUAGAGAAUACUUGGAGAAGUAUCCUUAUAUCCAGGUUGAUGAUGUGCCCCUCAAGGAAGUUCCAGAUCAUAUUGGGAACUACCAUCUUUGUGUUGUGAAGAACAUGCGGUUAGAUUCAAAUGUCAUAUCUCGUGCAAAUCAGAUGAAGCUAAUAAUGCAGUUUGGUGUUGGCCUAGAAGGUGUUGAUAUUGAUGCUGCUACAAAGCAUGGGAUUAAAGUUGCCAGAAUUCCUGGUGAUGCAACUGGAAAUGCAGCAUCUUGUGCUGAAAUGGCUAUAUAUCUAAUGUUGGGCCUUCUCCGGAAACAGAAUGAGAUGCAAAUUUCAGUAAAGCAGAAAAAGCUUGGAGAGCCUGUUGGGGAAACACUUCUUGGGAAAACAGUCUUUAUAAUGGGAUUUGGAAAUAUUGGAAUUGAUUUGGCAAAGCGCUUGAAACCAUUUGGUGUUAAGAUUAUUGCUACAAAAAGGAGCUGGGCGUCAAAUUUGCAAGUUCCUGUCCUAAAAGCUUGCCCAAUUCAAAAUGGGGUCGUUGAUGAUUUGGUUGACAAGAAAGGCAGUCAUGGAGAUAUUUAUGAGUUUGCGCACCAAGCUGAUAUAGUUGUUUGUUGCUUGAGUUUGAAUAAAGAAACAGUUGGCAUUGUAAACAAGUCCUUCAUAUCUUCAAUGAAAAAGGGAGCCCUUUUGGUAAAUAUAGCUCGAGGCAGUCUUCUAGACUAUGAGGCUGUUGUGCAUCAUCUUGAGUCUGGACACUUGGGAGGCUUAGGAAUUGAUGUUGCAUGGACAGAACCAUUUGACCCUGAUGAUCCAAUUUUGAAAUUCAAGAAUAUUAUAAUUACACCUCAUGUUGCUGGGGUUACUGAACAUUCAUAUAGAUCAAUGGCUAAGAUUGUGGGUGAUGUUGCCUUACAACUUCAUGCUGGAACUCCUUUGACUGGGAUAGAAUUGGUCAGUUAAACCUAUCAAUCCAUUUAGGGUUCAGUAGAUUUAUCCUGGGGUUGGCUCCUGCAAAAUUCAGGGUAUGUAGCCCCUUAAAAAAAUUGCCUAGCUAAAGGAAGUUAAAAUAGGUUCAGUAGAUUGCUCUGAGGAUCCUCCUAAGAUAUGUUCCUCUACUUCCAUGUAAAAAUAAAUUAUUAAGUUUGGGCUAUCCUGAAUAUCCAAGGAUAAUUUAGGAGACUGAUUGACAUUUGAUCUUAACAUUGACAUGGUAUGUUAGACGGUAACAAUCUUUACAUUUUUAUUCAGGUGAAGAGUGGAUAUGGUCUAGCUCUUAUCUGUAUUGGUUCUAA